AUGUCUCUCUGCCUUCCUUUACGCCGGCGCAGCUCGCCGUUCCCCAUCGCAACCAUGUCCACCACUAGUGUCGUCAACGUGUUUGAAAGCGGCGAAAAGCACCUUAACCGCGAAUUUAAGGAGAAUAUCUCGGGAAUAUCCCACAUCGUCUCCGUCGACGAGCGUGCGCCCGUACAGCCAUCGCAUUUGGAGAGCGCAGCCAGCAGCGUGUGUCCACUCUCGUCCGGCGGCCAUCUCGCGCUCGGUAAAGUCCUAGACGGGCAGGGCUCGCUCUGGAUCGAAGAGCGCGAGGAGCAGAUGAAGGCGCGACAGGUACGAUCAGAUGCGCAACGAGCCCGCGUGCGCCGGCAGGUCCAGCACAGGCUUGCCGUGGACGUCGACGAGCUCAUUAACGCCGUCUCGAGUGAGGACAACGGCGAAGGGACCGACAGAUUGGGGCACAGGAGGUAA
This is a messenger RNA of Epithele typhae, 450 nucleotides long. RefSeq lists its product as uncharacterized. Lineage: Eukaryota; Fungi; Basidiomycota; Agaricomycetes; Polyporales; Epitheliaceae. The transcript has 4 exons. Bases 1 to 450 code for a protein of 149 amino acids. The record is from RefSeq and is a predicted model, not a curated record.